Messenger RNA from Didymella exigua CBS 183.55, 510 nucleotides. RefSeq lists its product as uncharacterized. Bases 50 to 322 code for a protein of 90 amino acids. The record is from RefSeq and is a predicted model, not a curated record. NCBI's taxonomy places the organism in Eukaryota, Fungi, Ascomycota, Dothideomycetes, Pleosporales, Didymellaceae. The transcript is spliced from 2 exons.
GCGCUGGUCAAUGUGGGGUUGAGGCGCAUGCCGAAUUCCGUUCGCAGCAAUGUUUGGCCGGAGACAUGCAGCUGCUUGCAGGCAACAUUAUUGCAAAUGCAAAGACCCCAAAAGUUCUGAGCACCUCCAGAGCAAACAAUCGCUAGGAGCAACACUCGGGCAAAUCGCAGGUGCAGACCAGAAACGUGGACUCACUCCGCGGUGGCUGGUGAAUUUCUUGGGCAGCUUCAGAUCUAUUCUGCCGAGUUCCAGAUUCGCUUUAAGCCGUCUGUGCCCCGAGGCUUACAAGAUUCAAGAGCCUUCGUCCACGUCAGUCCUUUGAAACACCCCUCCGCAGCAAUUGUUACUGCGCUCCGCGAGUACUGCGACAAGAGCGACGAGCCGAGUAUCCCUGCGCAUAAAAUCAGUAGCAGAGUACCGCCGUUCUAUCUUCGACGACGUCAAGCCCCACACACUCACUCCACGCCCACGCGUCGUGUACAUUCUUUGAUAGUUGGCGACGAAGCACGA